This is a messenger RNA of Mollisia scopiformis, 1611 nucleotides long. Its product is annotated as integral membrane protein-like protein. Gene Ontology annotation, cellular component: Golgi apparatus; membrane. The record is from RefSeq and is a predicted model, not a curated record. Bases 1 to 1611 code for a protein of 536 amino acids. The transcript is spliced from 7 exons. NCBI's taxonomy places the organism in Eukaryota, Fungi, Ascomycota, Leotiomycetes, Helotiales, Mollisiaceae. Gene Ontology annotation, biological process: retrograde transport, endosome to Golgi.
AUGAGGAGCUGGCUCCAUGGCCUCCUCCUGUUGGGGCUGUCUGCUAUGACAGCCAAUGCGAUGGAGAUGAGAAUGCAGGACCAAACAAAUGACAACAGACAAAUAUGCGCGGGCAUGUAUUCGAGGAACACAUGGGGCGGAGCUGUCGAACCACAUAUAUUGGUGAAGUUCAUAAAAGAGACGGUCGAGGAUGACUCGGAUCCAAUUGCUAGUAUGGUCAUUUUUGAAUGGAAGGAUUAUGAUCUUAUUGGAGUUUUACCAACACCAGACUCUAUGCAGAAAGAAUACAUCUGCGACCCAGAAACCAUUAACAACGAAUACUGCAAUGUCAAUCAGACGGGAGAAUUCAUCCUGGCACCGAAUGCGACAGACCUCUCAGUUAACCUGAUAUUUACACAAGCAGUCCACCUUAAAGACCCAGGUCUACCAAUCAACUAUGGAAUCAAGAAGACGGGCUAUUAUUGUGUUGGGACAACAGCAUAUUCUCCUUCUGAUGUGGAGUAUACGGCGACUGUGGAGUUCCGAAACGCCUAUGGAGAAUUGCCAGCGGCUCAAAUUGCCAAGCUUCCAUUCUAUGGAGGCAUUACGAUUGUUUAUGCUGUUAUUGGAGCAUUUUGGGCUUUCCUCUAUGUCCAACAUAGACAUGAUAUCUUACCCGUGCAGAAUUACAUUACAGCAAUCAUUAUAUUCUUGAUUGUCGAAAUGCUGAUGACCUGGGGUUUCUAUGACUACAUGAACCGCAAUGGCUCUAAUCUCGGCGCCAAGGUUCUGAUGAUUGUAGUUGCUAUCCUCAACGCUGGACGAAACUCGUUCUCCUUCUUCCUCCUGCUCAUCGUCUGCAUGGGCUAUGGUGUCGUCAAGCCUACCUUAGGCAAGACCAUGAUCUACGUCCGAUGGCUCGCUGGAGCUCACUUCGUAUUCGGCCUAAUCUACUCCAUUGCAAGCUUAACCGUGACCCCAGAAAAUGCUGGUCCCCUCGUCCUCUUCGUCAUCCUCCCCCUAGCAGGAACCCUAACCGCCUUCUACGUCUGGACCCUCAACUCCCUAAACGCCACCAUCAAAGACCUCCGCGAACGCAAACAGACCGUGAAAGAGAGCAUGUACCGCUACCUCUGGUGGUCAAUCCUCGCCUCCAUCGCCGUAAUAUUCGGCUUCUUCUUCUUCAACUCCUUCACGUUCGCCUCAGCCUCCGAUCCCAACUUCGUCCCCUUCCACUGGAAAACCCGCUGGUUCAUCCUCGACGGUUGGCUGAACCUUGUGUAUCUGGCCGAUGUGGUGUUUAUUGCGUAUCUCUGGCGGCCGACGGCGAAUAAUAGGCGUUUUGCGAUGAGUGAUGAGCUGGCGCAGGAUGAUGAGGGGUUUGAGAUUGCGGAUUUUGGAGCGGAUGAUGAUGAGGAUGACGAUGAUUUGGAGAAUGGGACGGCGAAUAGGGGGCAGGAGGGUGCGAGGUAUGAUCCUCCUCCUGCGUCGAAUACGGCUAAGGAGAUCCCGAGAGAGAGUUUGGAUGGGGAGACGAUUUUUGCUGUGGGCGAUGAGAAUGAUAGGUGGAGUGACGAUGGAAGUGAUGAGGAGAGAGGAAAGUUGGUAGGGAAGGCGGGUAAGGAUACUUGA